Sorghum bicolor (sorghum) is the source of this 1416-nucleotide messenger RNA. RefSeq names its product ELMO domain-containing protein A. The record is from RefSeq and is a predicted model, not a curated record. Lineage: Eukaryota; Viridiplantae; Streptophyta; Magnoliopsida; Poales; Poaceae. The coding region runs from base 644 to 1354 and encodes 236 amino acids. The transcript is spliced from 9 exons.
AAAAAAAACAAGGGAAGGUGGAGGGGCUGGAUGGCCGGGCGGCAUGCGCGGGCGGUGUCGCCACCGCCACCGCCAUUCCCACCAUGGGGAGAGGAAGCGGGAGAAAUAGCAUGCCCUUGCCUUGAGCUGGCAUAGCAUAGGUGAAUCCGGGCAAGGGCGAGGGCGAGGGCGAAGGCGAGGGCAGAGGAUAGAGGGGGCUGGACGGAGGCUCCCCAAUUCUCCCUCCACCCUAGCUCCUCCCUCUCCCUUCCCUUCCCUUCCAGCUCCAGGAGCCACGGCGGCAUCGAGGGGAAUGUUUCAGAAUCCCGUCGAAUCCUCAAGGGCGUAGCGUAGCUGCUGCUGCUGCUUCUUCUUGUUCUUGUUCCCAGCGGAUCGAGGAGUGCGGGCCUCCUCCAAAUCUGAAACAGGGAGCGGAGGGGGGCACCGCUCUCCAAUUCCUCCACGUGUGUUGAUGGAUCAUGCUUUCCCAAUCACUCAUCCUAUUAGCUCCUGACCACGCGUCCUCCUCCCUUCGCCUUCAUUGAUUGAUUUCGUUAUUAUUAUUAUUCUAUAUUGGUAAUAAACAAACAAAGGAGGCCUCCUUUAAUUUGAUGGGCAUUCUGUUUCCAUCUCAACUUCAACGCCAACGACAGUUGAUGCUACCAUGGUUGGAAAUCGGACAUGGUUUGGGGGCCUUUUCAACGGCUCAGGCAAAAGGCGACAAGUCAGUGCAGAGAAGAUAGUGCUUGAUCUAACCCCUCUACAGGAACAGAGACUGCAAAACUUGAAGGAAAGGCUAAAUAUACCUUAUGACGAAAAUCGGCAUGAACAUCAAGAAUCGCUUAGGGCUCUUUGGAAAAUCUCCUUUCCUGAUACAGAGCUCACUAGCUUUGUUUCAGCACAGUGGAAAGAAAUGGGGUGGCAGGGCAUGAACCCAGCGACUGAUUUCAGGGGCUGUGGAUACGUUUCCCUUGAGAACCUUCUAUUCUUUGCAAGAACAUAUCCGCAGGCUUCUUUCAAGAGGUUAAUGCUGAAGCAGCAAGGAACGCGAGCUACAUGGGAGUACCCCUUUGCAGUCGCAGGUGUAAACAUCUCAUACAUGCUGAUUCAACUGCUGGAGCUCAACUCAGUGCGUCCGAAAUCUUUGCCAGGGAUUAACUUCAUCAAGGUGUUGACAGAACAUGAGGAUGCAUUCGACGUGCUCUACUGCAUAGCUUUCGAGAUGAUGGAUGCACAGUGGCUAGCAAUGCGAGCCUCGUAUAUGCAGUUCAAAGAGGUGCUGGAGGCCACAAAGCAGCAGCUUGAGAGGGAGCUCUCCCUGGAGGAUCUCAAUGGCAUCCAUGACCUCCCAGCCUGCAACCUCUUGUACAAAUAGUACUGGUAGUUAGACUAUUAUGAUGCAGUCAGAGCAAAAAAAAAAAUUGAACAAAAAAAAAA